This is a messenger RNA of Candida albicans SC5314, 4614 nucleotides long. It is a transcript of the gene VPS15, whose product is annotated as ubiquitin-binding serine/threonine protein kinase. Gene Ontology annotation, cellular component: phosphatidylinositol 3-kinase complex, class III, type II; phosphatidylinositol 3-kinase complex, class III, type I; nucleus-vacuole junction. The coding region runs from base 1 to 4614 and encodes 1537 amino acids. NCBI's taxonomy places the organism in Eukaryota, Fungi, Ascomycota, Pichiomycetes, Serinales, Debaryomycetaceae. Gene Ontology annotation, molecular function: protein binding; protein serine/threonine kinase activity; ATP binding. The transcript has a single exon. The record is from RefSeq and is a predicted model, not a curated record. Gene Ontology annotation, biological process: late endosome to vacuole transport; macroautophagy; protein targeting to vacuole.
AUGGGACAGAAAUUAUCACUAUUGGCACCAUCAGCACCAACUGUUGCUGUGUCAUCAUAUGUGGAUGCACUACAUAAUUAUCAAUAUGUUGAAGUGAUAAAUAACUCACGAUUUUUAAAGACGAUAAAGGCAAUUGAUAAGACGACGGGGAAUUUAGUAACAAUAAAACUUCUAAUUAAACCAGCAUCUCCCAAUUACUCCAUUCAAUUACAACAAGUGAUUGAAUUAAUGGUAAAACAAUCAUCCCUUUUAUAUCCAUUCAAAAAUGCAUUACCGUGGCACAGAUUGAUUGAGACUGAUCGUGCUGGUUACGUUGUUCGACAAAUGAUAAAAACAAACUUGUAUGAUAGACUAUCGAUCCGUCCAUUUCUUGAACCCAUUGAAAAAUUAUUUAUAACCUACCAAAUUUUGAAAAUCAUUAAUGAAAUACAUUCCUUAAACAUUCAUCAUGGUGAUUUGAAAUUGGAGAAUUUUUUGAUAACGUCUUGGAAUUGGUUAUUAUUGAGUGAUUUUUCCAAUUUGUUGAAACCGACGUACAUACCAGAAGAUAAUCCAAAUCAAUACUCAUUUUAUUUUGACACUUCAGGGAGACGAUUAUGUUAUAUUGCACCAGAAAGAUUCUAUAAUUCUCAAGAUCAUCCUAAACAUAUUCUGAAUUUUAAUGACGAUGGUCUGUUUACCAUGAAAAAUAGUGUUACUGAUGCAAUGGAUUUGUUUAGUACAGGAUGUGUCAUUGCAGAAUUGUAUAAUGAUGGAGAACCAACGUUCACAUUGUCUCAAUUGUUUAAAUUUAUGAAAAAUGAAUACACUCCAGAUCUUUCAGGAAUUUAUAAUAAAGAUAUCGUUACGAUAAUUGGAAAACUAAUAAAACUAGAUCCUAAUGAACGAUCAAGUGCACGAGAAAUAUUAGAUGAAAAUAAAGGUACUUGUUUCCCAGAAUUUUUUUACAGUUUUCUUUAUGAUUUUAUGGAAAUGUUAAAUAAUCAAGAGAAUUUUGUAUUAAAUGCCAAUAACGAUAAUAUAUCAAUCAGUGAUAUGAAAAUAAGUUAUAUAUAUGACAAUUUUGGAUUAAUUAGCAAACUGCUUAAGUUUCAAUAUUCAAUGGAUGAGUCCAAUUUUUCACGAGAUGAUAUUUUGCCUAUGAAAUUAAAUUUGGAGACGAUGCCAUUCAACUAUAGAAUCAAACAAAGCAAAUUUAUCGAUGAUGAUCUGCAAGAAGCAGCAUUGAUUUUAUUGAAUGUAGUGACAUCUUUUUCUCAAACACUUAAACAAGUCAACAGUAAGAUAAAAUGUUGUGAAUUGAUUGUGGCGUUAUCGGAACGAAUCCGUGAUGAAUCCAAAUUAGAUCGAGCCAUACCAUAUCUAUGUUUAUUCUUGGAUGAAUAUAUUGAAGGUGCAUUUCAUCAGCAAGAAGGUCCCCAAACUGCUUCAAAAGUUGUAUGUAUGGCACUUUAUUCAUUGACUACACUUUUAAUGUCGUGUUCUUAUAUCAAUCCAAUCAAUAUGCUAAUAUUUCCAGAAUACAUUUUACCGAAAAUUUAUAACUUGCUAACUGUGAAAAGUGAUUCUAGUUCUCAAAGAUUAGUUAAUUGUGCAGUUGCCGUAUGUCUACCGUAUUUGGCUGCUACUGCGAAAAGGUUUUGGAUUAUGUCAAAAGCGUUUAAAAAUACCAAUAAUGCUUUGAGUACUCUAGUGUCACCUGAAGAUGCAAUGCAAUCGUUUAGUAAUUUAUCAUUAACUAAAGAUCAAUUAGAUCUGAAAUUUAAAGAGAUUACCAUUUUAUUAUUAACUGAUUCAGAAUCACCAGUGAAAAUAAGUCUACUUAAUAAUAUCUUACCAUUGUGUCAAUUUUUCGGACAAGACAAGACAAAUGAUAUUAUUUUACCACAUUUAAUAUCGUACUUGAAUGAUACUGAUCAAGAAUUGAGAUUGGCGUUUUUAUCGUCAGUUUUACAAAUGGGACCAUUUAUUGGGGUCUUAUCAUUUGAACAGUAUAUUUUACCGUUAUUAGUACAAACAAUUGGUGAUGGAGAACAAUUUGUUGUUUUAAAAGUGUUGGAAAUUUUUAAUAUGUUUGUUAAAGAACGACUCAUCAAUCCGAGAACCGAGUUUAAUGCAUUGGAUGUGUAUAAGGAGCUAUUAUUAAACAGUAUAAACUUAUUGUUACAUCCGAAUGAGUGGAUUCGACAAUCAGUGAUAAACCUCAUAAUAUCUGUGAGUGCUAAUUUGACUGAUGCUGACAAAUAUUGUUUUUUGUAUCCAUUGAUUAAACGAUUUUUGAGUUAUGAUUUGUCUAUCAUUGAUUGGAACACAUUAUAUCCAUGUUUAACUAAACCAUUAACCAAGCAAAUUUAUGAUUUAGCCAUCACUUGGUCAUUAAAUUCAACGUCUAAAUCAUUGUUCUGGCAACAAAAGAAUUUUUCAAUGUUAACAACUAAGCAGUCAGGGAACAACAUCACCAAAAAGAUGAAAAAAAUGAUUUCUUUUAAUAAAGAUAUGGGUAAAUCUGUUUAUUUACCACAAAUGAUGUCAGAAUUAACUUUCGCCAAUGGAUCAAACCAAAAAAGUAAUCUGACAAUUCCUUUAUCGCUGGAAGAUAAACAAUGGUUAUUAAAAUUGAAAUCAAUUGGUUUAGAUGAUAAAUCACUUUGGAAAAUUCUUGCAUUAAGAGAUUACAUUUAUCAUGUGGGUCGAUCUCCUACUUCCACGUUAAAUAAACGAUUGAAAGCAACUACUAAUGAGAUACUGAUUUUACCACGGAAUAUAUUUUUCACCGUAGUAUAUCGAUCAGAACCACUAUCGAUAUCUAAUGGAACUCGAGAAGAAAGAAUUCUUGGAAGUAAUGCCGAGGAAACUGUAUCUAUAAGAACUUCUUCUCGUAGAGGUUCUAAUUCAUUAAUAUUACCUCAAUUAGAAAGAGUUACAGCAUCGGUUCAAACCGUCGAGGCAAAUAUUAUGGGUGAAAUGGAAACGCAUAAUUCAGGAGUGAAUAAAGAUGGUUGGUUUAAUGAUUCAAACACUUCACAUAAAGUGUUUAGUGUUAGUAAUUCGAAAAUUAUCGUCUCACAUAUCAAACAUACGUAUACUGGAGAGAAUCCGUAUAUAUUGAAUUUUUUAAAGAAUCCUAAAUUUCAACCUAAUUUGUCAGAUUUUGAAGAAUUUGGGAAAACAAUAAUUAAACAUCAAUACCUGCAACAGCAACAGCAACAACAAAAUCAGAAUCAACAACAGCUAAAAACUAUUGACAUGUUACCACCUAUGAAUGUUUUGGUGGCAAGUUUUAGAUCUUCAGACAAAGAUAAUAGAUUAGAAGAGAUCAAUGCAUUAGCUGUUUGUCCAACAUCAGAAUUUUUUGUUACUGGAUCAUCAACAGGAAGUUUGAAAGUUUGGGAUAGUUUAAAAAUGGAAAAAUUAGUCACAGUUAAAAAUGCCAAUUUAUCAAUUGAAUUAAAUUCAAGUGUUUGUUCAAUUACAUUUUUACCUAAUAGAUUUGUUGUUAUUGUGACUACUAAUGAUGGAACCAUUCGAUUAUUCAGAAUAGAUGUUAUGAGAAAUAGUAAGAGUAAAAAAAUUGUUCGAUAUUUGAAAAUGCAUUUGAUUCGAAAAUAUAUACACGGUAAUGAUCAUGAUGGGAGUGGGAAUUGUAAUGGCACCAAGAAAUAUCAUCGUCCUAUUGAACAAAUCAAAUUUUUACAAGAUAAUUAUAUUAUAGGGGUUGAUGCUACAGAACAGAAAAUUAUCAUGUUAGAUAUAAUCACCAUGACAAUCCUGUCUGAAUUACAACAUCCAUUAAUUUAUGGGAUAAUUAAUACAUUUAUUGUAUAUAAAGAUUAUUGGUUAUUAGUGGGGACCGAUAAAGGGGUGUUAACUUUAUGGGAUUUACGAUUUAAAAUCAUUGUUAAAUCUUGGCAUGUCAAAAAUAAUGAAAAUAAUGAAAGACUUGGUUCUAUUAAUAAUUUAGAAUUAUUAUCUAAUUCAAUUAAAUUAUUUGAGACAAAGAAUGACGGUGGUAGUAGUGGUGGUAGUAGUAGUGCUUAUUUUGCCUUGAGUGGUAAUGAUGAUAUUAGUAUUUGGGAAUUACCAAGUUUAGAAUGUAAGGCGAUUUUAAAAACAAGUAAUGCCGUUAUGAAUUCAAGUACCAUUAUGAAAUAUUCAUUGAUUGAAUAUAAAGAUGAUGGUAAUGAAGAUGAACUUUUCAUUGAAGAAAUAAUCGAUGAUAUUGAACUUGACAUUGAUCAUGAAUAUGAUCGGAAAUUGAAUUUAAAUGUUUUAACAAUGAAAUUUUUCCAAUUCAAUACUAAUAAUAAUAAUAAUAAUGUGGAUUAUUUAAUGUGUUCAACCGGUAGUAAUCGAGUGAUAUUAUUUAAUUUGACAUCAAUUCAAGAUUCUGUGGUAUUGAAAUCUGACAAUACAAUAUUUAACACUCGUUAUUAUAAUAAUGUGGUUAUAAUUGAUCCUGUAUUUGCCAAUGAUCAAACAUUGCUAAAUGGAACUACUAAAACUAAUAUGUACAAUGUUGUUAAGUUGGUUGAUCAUUUAUUUGAACCAUUCCAUAUGAUUAUUACCAUUGAUAGGAAUAAUUGUGUCAAAUUAUAUAAAGCUGCUAACUGUUAG